AUGGGCGACCACGAAGAGCUAAGAAAGACCCCGACGCCUUCGCAACGCUCUUCGGCGUCCACCAGCGAUGCGUCGACAACACCUCGAUCCCAGGUAUCAAGCCAAGUGAAUAACGUAACCAGUCGACGGGGAUUAUCAGACAUGGAGAAUCUAUCGACACCGAGGGAAAUCGCCACCAUGCUCCACGAUAUGGCGCACGUGGAUCCUCAACUGGUUGGACACGUCGUGGGCGAACCGGAUGCAAAGGCACAGCAAGUGCUGUAUGAAUACGCGAGUCUGUUCAUGUUCCGAGGUGUGACCUUUGAUGUUGCUCUUCGUGUAUACUUGGGUCGGUUCGAGCUUCCACAUGAAGCUCAGAAGAUCGACCGAAUUCUUCAGGCUUUCGCGAAGGCUUACUAUACGAGCAACCCAGACAGCUUUGAGUGUCCAUCGGAAGAUGCAGCGUACACGUUGGCGUUCUCAGUACUGCUGCUAAACACGGACGCGCACAACCCGAACUUGUCGCGCAAGUUCAAGAUGACGCGAGCUGACUUUGUACGCAACUACCAUCGACUAGGAGCUGGAGAAAGUGGCUCAGCGAGAGCAGAAGUGCCGGAUGGGUAUCUCGGCCAGUGCUAUGACCUGUUCGUCAUGGACGGUAUCAGGCACAUCGAGCAAAAACCGGCUGAGCUGUUGCCGGAUGAAGUUGAGCUCGAGUUUUCCGAAACCGUACUAGGGCUCGAAAUCGAGACUUCAUUUGAUGGUCGGACUGCAGUUGUCAAGAGGGACUUGAACAUCCGGCACAUAUACAGCAGUAAAAGACAAAGGCAGUCAAGUUCAGCGUCAUCGACUACAUCUGGUAGCAGUUUCUUGACUGCUGGCGCCAAGUUGCUCGCAGCUGGAAGCAGCAUCUUGGCAAACAUCAUAGCAACAAUAGACCCCGAGCCAGAAAUGUCGAUUGAAGGAUGGGUGAUCGUAGCAGUUGGAGACGAUAGUACUCGUCAGAUCGGCUACGCACUGUCGCGUUACCUGCUUCAGACAGCGCCGCGACCUGUUCUCAUCCGUUUCUGCGAACCCAGUGUAUACUUUGCAUCGCUCGAAUGA
Molecule: messenger RNA, 1083 nt
Organism: Peronospora matthiolae
Lineage: Eukaryota; Oomycota; Peronosporomycetes; Peronosporales; Peronosporaceae
Source: the annotation of a GenBank genome assembly